Messenger RNA from Zootoca vivipara (common lizard), 6674 nucleotides. It is a transcript of the gene NSMAF, whose product is annotated as neutral sphingomyelinase activation associated factor. Gene Ontology annotation, molecular function: protein binding. Lineage: Eukaryota; Metazoa; Chordata; Lepidosauria; Squamata; Lacertidae. The record is from RefSeq and is a predicted model, not a curated record.
UGGGGCGUUUGCGAGGGCAUCGGAUGGCGCUGCGUGUUUGGAAUAGGCUUCCCUUCUCGCGCGCAAACCCCGGCCGCGUAAAAUUCCGCCCACUCGCCUUCGCUUUUUUUCUGCUUACCUACGAGAAAAGAGCAACUUUCUCACUUUCUAUCGUUUGGGUGUUCCUGAGUAAAAAGUGUCAGGCCAAUAAACUUUUGGUUGUAUUUAGCCUACUUGUGUAGCUGGGAGCUUUUGAGUGCUUGUAUUGCUCCACCAGGUGUGAUAAAUUUGGUCACCGGUUUUAGUUUGUGCUAGACCUGACUUCCAUAACCGAGACUGCCAUGCAAGGAAUGUGAAACAUUUGAGCAUGUGCAGAAUGCAUUUCUCCUUGUCACUGAGUAGCUGCUGCAACUUGUGUUAUAAACUUCAUGGCUCACAGACAGGCAUUUUUGGGACGAGUGGCACAAAUACAUUCCCAUAGCUGAAACAUAGAUUGAAACAUUAGGCUAAGGAUAUUUAGUUGUACUGUAUUGGAUAUUAACUUUUUCAUAAGUGUAAAAAUAUUUGCCCAAUGCUUCUCGGCUGUUCUAGGACCUCAUUGCACAUACUGGCCAAAACAUUGGCAUUGAUUGUAUCCUCUCAACAUUUCAUGGAUGAAUAGAUGAAACAAUUCUUCCUAUAGCCCAGAACUUGGGUAGGGCUUUGGUACCGUCUGGUAAGGUCAGGGAGGUGGGUCCAUAGUGUGCCCUAGUUGGAGAAUGGGGAGUUAGAACCAACCACAGGCCAGGCAGAAAUGGGUACUUAGGGUUCAUACACCUUGUUAUUUAACUGGGAUAGUAAACUUUCUGUACAUCCACUGAUUCUCCAUUCACCUCCAGAUCACUGCCUUUCUGCACUUCCCGCUCCCUCCGUCUGGAUUUUCUCAUACCUGAGAUACUAUGACAAAAAAAAAGAAUAUUAGAAUUGUAGAGUUGGAAGGGAACCCAAGGGUCCAACCCCCUGCAAUGCAGGAAUCCUGCCCACAGCCGUCCCUGGGUGGGCUUGAAGCACCAGCCUUCUAGUUAACAGUCAGACACACCCACAAGAGGAUAGGGUAUUUUCUCUUGGAUUUAAACCAUGUUUUAGAAUGAUCUUAUGUUUAUUGUGUUAAUAUUCAUAUGGCUAUAUUAAUAUUUAAAGUUUUGACUCUUGUGUUAAUGUUUGUGAACCAGCCACAGGACAUGGUUAAUGGGCAGUCGGUAGAUGUUUAAAUAAAUGUCGGCUGAUGUGGUGGGGGCCUCUUUGUUGCAGUGUCCCACUUGCAUAAUUGGCAGCAUAUGGUAUAAUGAUAGGGGAUUGCAGCAUGAUAUUUUGCAUUAGAAAGUUUAAUGGGACUUCCAAAUCUGCACGCAGUUGUAGUCUUAAUUGUGUGUCUCUUUCACUACUAUGCAACAUUGUUCUGUUCCCAGCGCCAGGUAUGUGAUUCUGCCUGCCAGUAAGUCCCACUAACUUCCAUGGGCCUUAUAAACAUGCUUUGGUUGCAGUAUUUAAGAUGCAAGACUUUCAAAGCAGAUAGUGUAAUUCCAAGUCAGGCUUAAUCUAUGAUGUUUUUCUAAACAAAAUAAACUAAUAAAAAGGUACAAUGGAAUAAUUUAUUCCCUUACUACACCUUCCUCUUCUCCACUUUCUUUUUAAAAAGCAAGCUUAAUAUGUUUCAUACUUCUGUACAAACUUCAGGUUACCCCAAAGUACAAACAUAUAUCUUAGCUCUUUGUUUAACUGUAAACACAUCCUCCAUAUUUGUAUCUUGCAACAUGCCUUAUUGUAUUUUCAAUAUGACUUUUUGGUACCUGAAAUUCAUUUUGAUUGUGCAGAUAAAAUAUAACAGAUAGACUUCUACAGGGUAUGUAGCUAGUUGUGAAAAUAGUCAAGAUCUAAGGAUCCUCAGGCAUGCACCUCCAGACAAUGGAGACCUCAGGUGCCAUCCUGGCGCCCAGGCAUAUUCACUUGGUUGCAAAUAGCUGAUAGGUGCAAAAUAUAUUUGGUGCCUGGCAAAUUUCAAAUGCUCCUUCUAUGGUUCGCUGCCUAAGGUAAGAAGCACUGUGUAAUGCAGUGAGCUAUCAAGGAUGGGAUUUAGAAAGCCCAUUCUGUCCCAGGUGAUAUUGGAACCAUUGGAACAAGUCCUGAGAAGGGCCAUUUCUGAGAGACUCUUGUCUGAAACUCUGCAACAAAAAAAAUAUUUUAUUAUUUUGCUUAAAGUAGAUGCUUAAGUAGAUAAAUCAAUGGUCUGACUCUGUAAUCAGCUCCCUAGGAUCACAUGUACUUCUUACUGACUACUUGAAUAGACUGCUGCCUAAACUCUCUUCCCUGAAUCUGUGCAAACUAAAGGGAAAAUCUGUACUCUGGCUGAAGCUGGCAUUUUCGUGUUUUGUUUGUGGGUAAUCCCAUAGUUGUACUAAAGGGGGAUUUUCCACUGCAGAUCAGUUUGUAGCUUGGGCCUCACUGUUGUGACCUUUGCAAGUGUAGUUUCCCCACCUACGCAGGGAAUGCCUUUGUGUGAAGACUCCAGUACUCCCUGCAAUUUCUUUCUGAGCAAUCAUAUGCUGGAGGAGGCGGCGGCACUGGUCACAUGCAAAUGUUUCACAGAUGAAGUUUCUGAUGCAAAAGCAUCUCUGCAUUCUUAGCGUCCACACAGAGGUCACCAGCUGCUCAACCUUAGAAUAAAUAUCACAUGGGUAUGAGACAGUGGAAAUGGUUGAGGAAGAAAAGGAUAGGUAGGCUGAAGCUAGGACAUUAUGAAAAGUUUUCCUUGCUACUCCUUAAUCUGGAGGAAUACUACUUCGAGCAGCAUACAGCUAAUUACAUUUUUAACAAGGAUGGAAGGGAUGGAAGAGAAAGAAGGAAAAUCAGGGGGUCAUUAAAAAUCUGCUCAAAAUCAGUGAUAUUUGAACCUGAUGAAAUAAGCCACCCCAUUAUUAAAAUUCCAUUGAGAGACUGCAUUAAAAUAGAAGCACCAGAGGAUAGUGAUACAAAUGAUUUCUAUGCAGGGGCCAUCCCUGGACAGAUUUCUAUUUUAUCCAAUCAGGCUUUUCUUACAAAAGAGCAAAAUGUCAUUGCACCCUUUAAAAUGGAAAGAGGUAAAACUGAAUACCUAUUUCAACUGGACGUUGCUGGGAAAGUUGAUGAUGUUCUGCAUACCCUUCACCAGCUGUACAGGGCAUCUCACCUGGACAAACUGGGGGACCAGGCUGCUAUGAUAACUGCUAUAUUGCAGUCACGUUUGGCCAGGACAACAUUUGAUAAGAACAGAUUUCAAAAUGUUUCUGAAACGUUGCAUAUGGAAUGCAAAGCUGAAAUGGUCACUCCAUUGGUGACUAAUCCAGGACUUGUAUGCAUCACUGAUGCAAACUUGUAUUUCCAGCCUCUUAAUGGCUACCCUAAGCCGGUGGUUCAGGUGAUGCUGCAUAGUGUCAGGCGUAUCUAUAAAAGAAGGCAUGGUCUAUUGCCGUUGGGUCUUGAAGUAUUUUGCACUGAGAACAAUCUGUGUUCGGACAUCUAUUUGAAGUUCUACAAUACUCAGGACAGAGACAAUGCCUAUUUCUUCGUGGCAACAUAUUUAGAGAAUCAUGUUACAGAGCACACAGCAGAGAGUUACAUGUUACAAUGGCAACGAGGGCAUAUUUCCAAUUACCAGUACCUCCUUCACCUCAACAAUCUGGCUGAUCGGAGCUGCAAUGACCUCUCCCAGUAUCCCGUCUUUCCAUGGAUCAUAGCUGAUUAUUCUAGUUCAGAAUUGGACUUGACAAAGCCAGAAACCUUUCGGGACCUCAGUAAGCCAGUAGGUGCACUAAAUAAAGAAAGGCUGGAAAGACUGUUGAUACGUUAUCGGGAAAUGCCAGAACCAAAGUUUAUGUAUGGGAGCCACUACUCGUCACCAGGUUACGUUCUGUUUUAUCUUGUCAGAGUUGCACCAGAAUACAUGCUUUGCUUACAAAAUGGAAAGUUUGAUCACCCUGACAGAAUGUUCAACAGUAUUGCAGAAACUUGGAAGAACUGUUUAGAUGGGGCAACAGACUUCAAAGAGUUGAUUCCCGAGUUCUAUGAAAAUGAUUCUACUUUCCUACUGAAUAGUCUGAAAUUGGACUUGGGGAAGACACAAGGAGGAAAGAUUGUGGACAAUGUAGAACUUCCCCCUUGGGCAUCAGAUGCUGACGAUUUUCUCCAGAAGAGCCAAGAUGCUUUAGAAAGCCAGUAUGUGUCAGAACAUCUCCAUGAAUGGAUUGACUUAGUGUUUGGCUACAAGCAGAAGGGAAACGAGGCCAUUGCAGCUCAGAAUGUAUUUCAUCCAUUAACCUAUGAAGGAGGAGUAGACUUGAACAGUAUUAUGGACCCAAAUGAGCGAGUAGCAUUGUUGACACAAAUCCUAGAGUUUGGACAGACUCCAAAACAGUUGUUUACAAUCCCUCAUCCUCGGAGGAUUAUCCCGAAGUUCAAAAGUUUGCUUCGAGCAUCCAGUCACGAUUUUUCGAUGCCUGAGUCUCCAGUUUCUCCAGGUGAAGAAUCUUUUGAAGAUCUAACAGAAGAAAGUAUAACGCUUGCUUGGAACAACAUGACCAGAUUAAAGAUAGAUGGGCAACAUAAGAUUCACAGAGGGGCAAUCACUGGAAUUGCUGUGCCUUACAGUUCCAACCACUCUUCUGUUUUCACUACAUCUCAAGAUUCAACCCUGAAGAUGUUUUCUGCAGAAUCAAAAAUGCUGCAGCGGAGUAUAUCCUUUUCAAACAUGGCUCUGUCAUCUUGUUUAAUCCUACCGGGUGAUACUACUGUCGUAUGUUCUUCAUGGGACAACAAUAUCUAUUUCUAUUCAAUAGCUUUUGCAAGGCGGCAGGAUACGUUAAUGGGACACGAUGAUGCUGUCAGCAAGAUCUGUUGGCACAAUGAUCGUUUAUAUUCUGCAUCUUGGGAUUCAACUGUAAAAGUGUGGCAGUGCAUUCCUGCAGACCUGUUGGGCACCAAGAAGCGGUUUGAAUUGCUUGCUGAAUUGGAACAUGAUGUUAGUGUAAAUACAAUCAACUUGAAUGCUGCAUAUACCCUGCUGGCAUCAGGAACAAAAGAAGGAUCUAUUAGUAUCUGGGAUGUUACUACUGCUUCUAUCUUGCAUCAACUUCCAUGCCAUUCAGGGACUGUCUCUGAUGCUGCUUUUAGUCCCGAUAGCCGGCACCUACUAAGCACAGGAGAAGAUGGCUACUUUAAAGUGACAGAUGUGCAAACUGGAAUGAUCAUCUCUUCCAUGCGCUCGGAGGAACCCCAAAGAUGUUUCAAAUGGGAUGGCAACACCGUCUUAUCAGGAAGUCAGUCAGGAGAAUUGUUGGUUUGGGAUAUUGUUGGAGGGAAGAUAGUAGAAAGAAUUGCAGGACAUACUGGUGCUGUAACAUGUAUGUGGAUGAAUGAACGAUGCAGCAGCAUAAUCACAGGAGGGGAAGACAGACAAAUCAUGUUCUGGAAACAGCAAUACUAAAAAGUGCCUUCUCACUCAUAUGGAUAUUUUAAAGUGAACUUUUUAAAGGACCUUCUUCACAAGUAGCAAUGCCUGCUGAAGUUCAAAGAGCUCUAGCUCCAUUGCCUAGUUGAACGCUGCAAAUAUUACUUGUAUUUCCUUAUGAAUGUUAUUAUUGCCUGAAAUGCUUGUCAAAUAAAGACUUAUUUUUCAGUAACCAAAGCGGUUCUAACUUGCAACUGCAGUAAUUUACUUAACAUUAUUUGUCUAUAUUUUCCACAAAAUGGAUAAACCUCAGGCCUUAGCAAAAAAAUAAGUGUAUCCUAUCUCUGAAUGUUAUCCUGCUCAUUACAAAUAUCUCUUUACUAGCAACCUUGCUGCUAGAGACAGCAUGAACCACUGCCAUUUCAGAUGUUGGACUACAACUAUCAUUCCUGGCCUUUGGCCCUGUAGGUGUGGACUGCUGGCUAGUCCAACUGCAUCUGCAAGCCCUGCUCUAAUGCUCCUUUUAAAGCAUCAGGAUUCCCUUAUGUAGAGAAGUACUUUUUAAUAUGAACAUAGCAGCAUUCAUUACCUGUAAAAAUGGGGGUUAAGGCCUUUGUGUUUAUACAAUCCUACCUUCUAAAGUCCUCACCAGCAGAAUGAAAUGGCUGUGUAAUAGGGACCAGCAAUGUAAACAACUUCAACCAUUGUAGAAAGCUUUAGAGUCUUGAGCAGCAGCCUUCAAAGAAUGUCAGUUGCCAAAUAGCUGUACAUAAACUAAUAAAAUUCAGAAAGGCAAGAAAUUAAGGUAACACUCUCUCAAAACUAAAAUGAAUCAUGUUACUGUACAUACUGUUCCAAGCUAGGCUCCACACCUCAACAUGACAGCUCACCCCCCCUUUCCACUACUAAUUAUUGGCUUUUGAAGGGGGAAAGAAAUUUAGGGACCUUAAUCAGUAUAGUUAGAAAAUGAAAACCUUGUUUUUCAGACUUUAUUUCUGUUUAAUAUGGUUAAGGCAACAUAAUUUAAGCACAUUAGAACAACUUGUAAAAGAGCAGCAGUAAGACAAAACCUAAAUGCUCACCUGUGCUAUUUAAAAUGUCUAUGGAAUGAUACGUUAUGCUCAGUUUAACUGGCAUGCUUUGUAAACAUGGUUACUAAAAUCAGCAGUUAACAAGCACUACAAGUCAUAACUGUAAAUAUCCUUCCUAGCAGAAGGUAGUAGAAAAAACUAAU